Messenger RNA from Ostrinia furnacalis (Asian corn borer), 1394 nucleotides. RefSeq lists its product as uncharacterized. The coding region runs from base 75 to 1322 and encodes 415 amino acids. The transcript has 5 exons. Gene Ontology annotation, molecular function: protein binding. Gene Ontology annotation, cellular component: cytoplasm. The record is from RefSeq and is a predicted model, not a curated record. Lineage: Eukaryota; Metazoa; Arthropoda; Insecta; Lepidoptera; Crambidae.
AGAUCAUUGUUGAUUGGUCAAUAGAGUCAUGACAAACUUUGUAAUAUUUGAACCAUAGACAAAAUCUGAAAAUAAUGUCUGUUGUUUCUGAUUCAUGCUCAACAGGCAAUAUUUACGAGGAAGUGUUGAAUGACGAGACAACUUGCGAUUUAUCUUGUAAACAGCUAAAAGAAGUGCCCGACUUGGCGAAUAACAAAUUAUUGUGUAUACUAUAUCUCCAUAAUAAUCAAAUAACAUCGUUACCAGAUGAUUUCUUCCCAUCAUUACCAAGUCUAAUGUGGCUAGAUCUACGUGAUAAUGAACUAAUAGAUUUCCCGAAAUCGGUCCAGAACCAUCCUAGCCUUACACAUUUGCUAUUACAAAACAAUCAACUAAAUUCUUUGCCUAACGAAUUAGGCACAACCAAUUUAAAGGUUCUACAGUUAAAUGGUAAUCCUCUAGUCUACCCUCCGAAGGAAAUCAUCAAGGGUGGUGUUACAAAAAUACUGGAAUUCCUUCAUCAUAAAUACAUAGAUAACAUGUUUGCACAAUCCCAAUCCGAUAUUUCUGAUGCUGCCAGUACGGCCAACUACCCUGACGUUUUUAACCAAGAAGUAGUAAGUUACAAUUCAGUAAUCGAUGGCGAUAAGUUGAAAAAAUCAAAAACUUUAUCGAUACAGUUUAGCGAGAGAGAAUUGGAAGAAUCUGGAGACGAAUGCUACGGUAAAACCAAAGGGAAAUGCCCGAAGCUGGCCAAAAGUCGCACGCUUAUUCCACCAUACUAUCAAAGUUCGAAGUAUGUGGUCCCACAGGGCGCUGACAGCAGAGAAAUACAAAAUGUAAAGAUAAAACAAAGUUAUUUAAAGGAUUUGGCUAUAAAGAAGCACAAGGAUUUGCUUGCUACUAGAGAUAAGAUAUUGCAAGGGAGGAAGAACUUGGAACUGCUAAAGAACUGGCGCAGAAACUAUCGAUUUAAGCAGCAAUUCGUCGACUCCUCCUACAAAAUCGACUCGCAGAAUAUUCCUUACGAUACAGCUCCGGAGUACAUGAACCUCCUUACUAGGGAGGAUAUCGAGAAAGACCUCCCUGAUAAGUACAAAAAGAGGUUGAUAAGGAGGUGUAAGCCUACAGUUCCGAGAAAGAAUAACAACGAUGUGCAUUUGGCUAUGAAAAUAAAGCAGUUGUUUGAGAAUUUGGAGGCCAUCGACUUGAACAGAGAAGGAAUGACUCCUAGGACGGAGCAGAAGGUCUUGCUGAGCGAGAUUCAAAAAAUAACGGAAAUAAAGCAGAAGUUAUCGGAACUAUCGACUAACAAUGGGAGAUCGGUAGCAGAGGUCGAUUAAAGAUUGGGCACUUUUCUUCCUCAUUUAUUUAUUAAUUAAAUGUUUUAAAAUAUAUGUUUCAUACCAAUCAAU